CCUUUUUUCACUUCACCAGCUCCCUGCAAACUUUCUCUCUCCUCCCUGUCCCUCUCUCUCUUUCGUUUGCAGUAUUUCGCAAAAUCCCCAACUUUGGGACGCCUCCCUUCUUCCCCAUCAUCUCACCCCUUUCACCUCGGCCGCCACUCUCUAUCACUCUUUCUCGUCCCACUUUUUCACUCCGAUUUCUAGGGUUUUCCGACGAACUGAAAUCCCCACUUUCCCCCUAAUUUCCCUAGGUUUUUCCGAGCUGGAUUCUAUCUCCUACCUUCAAUUAAUCUCUAUGCGUCGCUGGUGUACUGGGUUCGUCGAUUGAGCUCCACUCUACAGGAGAGAAUCGAUACAUGAAAUAGAUAGAUAGGUAGAUAGAUUGAUUCCCCUUUUGAUUAUACUAAUUUAGGGCAUAUUAGCACAAAAUAGGAGCUGAUUUUGGUUUAAUUUUAUCCCUUCUAUUACAUUUGGUGUAAAUGGUUUUGAAUUUAUUAUUGGGUAGGUAGAAAAGGGGGGAGGGUGGGUUUCUGGGUGUUUGAUUUGGAUGGCAUUGGGUGAUUUGAUGGCCACAAGGUUUGCAGAUUCUACAGUUGUGGUAUCUAAUAACUUGGAUGAGUAUUUGAACCGGGAUGAUGUCGAGUUGUAUCGUGCUCGGGAGGUUCCGGAUGAUGCCAGUACGAGUGGCGGUGGUAAUGUCUAUGAAAAUGCUAUCACUGUGUUGUCUACUGCUGCAGGGAAUACCUCUACUGCCACUAGUAUGAUGUAUUUGCCGCAAACUAUUGUGUUCUGUGAGCUUCGGCAUGAGGCGUUCGAGGAUUCUGUUCCUACUGGGCCUGCUGAAAGUGGGUUGGUUUCGAAAUGGCGGCCUAGGGACCGAAUGAAGACGGGAAUGGUAGCUCUUGUUUUAUGUUUAAAUAUCAGUUGUGAUCCACCUGAUGUUAUUAAGAUAUCUCCUUGUGCGAGGUUGGAGUGCUGGAUAGACCCGUUGGCCAUGGCACCUACAAAGGCACUGGAAGCUAUUGGAAAGGCCCUUAGUUUGCAAUAUGAAAGAUGGCAACCCAAGGCUCGGUAUAAGUACCAACUUGAUCCGACUGUAGAUGAAGUGAAGAGACUAUGUAAUACUUGUCGUAAAUUUGCGAAAGCAGAGAGAGUUUUGUUUCACUACAAUGGACAUGGAGUGCCAAAACCAACGACGAAUGGUGAAAUCUGGCUCUUCAAUAGGAAUUAUACACAGUAUAUCCCCUUGCCAGUCACUGAGUUGGAUUCCUGGCUAAAAUCACCUUCAAUCUAUGUGUUUGAUUGUUCUGCUGCUGGAAAUAUAGUCAAUGCUUUCAUAGAGCUUAUUGAUGCUUCUACUUCCUCUGGUGCUGCGAAGGAUUGCAUUUUGCUUGCAGCAUGUGAAGCACAUGAGACCCUUCCUCAGAGCGCUGAGUUUCCUGCUGAUAUUUUCACUUCUUGCCUCACAACACCUAUUCAGAUGGCCUUGAGAUGGUUCUGCAAACGCUCAUUGCUUCGUGAAUCUCUUGAUCAUUCACUUAUAGACAAAAUUCCCGGUCGUCCAAAUGAUCGUAAAACACUUCUAGGUGAACUUAAUUGGAUUUUUACAGCAGUGACAGACACAAUUGCUUGGAAUGUUCUCCCACAUGAUCUUUUUCAGAGGUUAUUCAGACAAGAUCUGUUAGUUGCCAGUCUGUUCCGCAACUUUUUACUGGCGGAGAGAAUAAUGCGUUCAGCUAACUGCUCUCCGAUUUCGUAUCCAAUGUUGCCGCCAACUCAUCAGCAUCAUAUGUGGGAUGCGUGGGACAUGGCUGCUGAAAUCUGUCUUUCUCAACUUCCAUCACUAGUUCAUGAUCCAACUGCGGAGUUCCAGCCUAGUCCUUUCUUCACGGAGCAGUUGACAGCAUUUGAAGUAUGGCUUGACCAUGGAUCUGAGCAAAAGAAGCCACCCGAGCAGUUGCCUAUUGUUCUUCAGGUCUUACUUAGUCAAUGUCACCGUUUUCGGGCUCUGGUGCUUCUUGGGAGAUUCCUUGAUAUGGGACCCUGGGCUGUUGACCUGGCGUUGUCCGUUGGUAUAUUCCCAUAUGUUCUUAAGCUGUUGCAAACUACAACACCUGAACUGCGGCAAAUUCUUGUUUUCAUUUGGACAAAGAUUCUUGCUCUUGAUAAGUCAUGUCAGGUUGAUCUAGUGAAGGAUGGAGGUCAUACAUAUUUUAUUAGAUUUCUUGACAGCUCUGAAGCGUAUCCUGAGCAGCGAGCGAUGGCUGCAUUUGUUUUAGCGGUCAUUGUAGAUGGGCAUAAACGAGGACAAGAAGCUUGUAUCGAAGCUGGUUUACUUGAUGUUUGCCUUAAGCACCUUCAAGCUUCAACUCCAAAUGAUGCUCAGUCUGAACCCUUAUUUCUUCAGUGGCUUUGUCUCUGUCUAGGAAAGAUGUGGGAGGACUUUACAGAGGCUCAGAUAGUAGGUUUACAGGCAGGUGCUGCUGUGAUAUCAGCAUCUCUACUGUCUGAGCCCCAACCUGAGGUUAGAGCCUCUGCUGUCUUUGCACUGGGAACUUUGCUUGGUAUUGGAUUUGACUCUUCAGGAGAUAUAGGGGAUGAAGAGGUUGAUGAUGAUGAAAGGAUAAGAGCUGAAAUUAGUAUAAUUAAAAGCCUUUUAAGUGUUGUUUCAGAUGGAAGUCCUCUUGUCAGGGCUGAGGUUGCAGUAGCUUUAGCUCGAUUUGCUUUUGGCCAUAACAGGCAUCUCAAAUCCGUAGCUGCCACUUAUUGGAGAUCCCAGCCAAGCUCUGGGCUCAGUACCCUGCAUAUUAGUGGUACAGGCAGCGGUUAUAGUACUCCAAGCCAUUAUGUUCCUCCAGGAAGUAUCAUUACUUCUCAAAUUGGUCCUCUGUUGAGAAUUGGGGGUGACAGCAGUCCUAUUGUUCGAGAUGGGAGAGUCUCCACAAGCAGUCCACUGGCUACUGCGGGAAUAAUGCAUGGAUCUCCCCUUUCAGAUGAUUCGUCUCAACAUUCUGAUUCUGGUGCAUCAGAUGCUGCCGGCAAUGGAAUAAUAAAUCAUGCUAGGCCUAGACCUCUUGACAAUAGUCUUUAUUUGGAAUGUAUAUUUUCCAUGUGUACAUUAGCAAAGGACCCAUCGCCUCGCAUUGCAAGACUUGGACGGAGAGUUCUUUCUAUUAUUGGAAUUGAACAGGUUGUUGCAAGACCCAUAAGGCCCUCAACUAGCAGUGCUCGGUCAGGUGAACCUACCACCUCUGCUGGUGUGAGGCUUGCUGGACUAGCGCGGUCAGCAUCAUGGUUUGAUAUGAGUUCAGGUCAUCUUCCUUUGACAUUUAGAACUCCACCUGUUAGCCCUCCUAGAGCGAGUUACUUGACAGGAAUAAGAAGAGUUUCUUCAUUGGAGUUUCGACCACACUUACUCAGCUCCCCAGAUUCAGGAUUAGCAGAUCCACUGCUAGGUUAUGGCGGAUCUACUGCUAAUACCGAGCGCAGUCUUCUUCCGCGAUCAACCAUAUAUAAUUGGAGCUGUGGGCACUUCUCAAAACCUCUUCUCACAGCAUCAGAUGAUAGUGAUGAAUUAAUUGUAAAGAGGGAAUCAAAGGAAAGAUCCGCCUUGGACCUCAUAGUGAAAUGCCAGCAUUAUUCUGUUAGCAAGCUAAAUAAUCAGAUUGCAAGCUGGGAUACCAGAUUUGAGACUGGUACAAAAACUACCUUGCUACAACCUUUCUCUCCUGUUAUGAUCGCGGCAGAUGAGAAGGAAAGGAUUAGGGUUUGGAACUAUGAGGAACCAGCCCUUUUGAAUAGUUUUGACAAUCAUGAAUAUCCUGAUAAAGGAAUUUCUAAGCUCUGCCUUUUGAAUGAACUUGAUGAUAGCUUGCUUCUUGUUGCUUCUGGUGAUGGAAAUGUACGGAUAUGGAAAGACUACAUGCAAAAAGGGAAACAGAAGCUUGUGACUGCCUUCUCCUCUUUGCCUGUUCAUGGACCUACUACUCGAAAUGUGAAUGCUGUUGUAGAUUGGCAACAACAAUCUGGAUACCUCUUUGUGGCUGGGGAUGUACCUUCAAUCAAGGUUUGGGAUCUUGACAAAGAACAGCUUGUGCAUUCUAUUCCUUCAUCCCCUGAUAGCAGCAUAUCAGCACUGGCUGCUUCUCAAGUUCAUGGAGGCCAAUUUGCUGCUGGGUUUGUUGAUGGCUCUGUCAGACUCUUUGACAUCAGAACACCUGAAAUGCUUGUUUGUGCUACACGCCCACAUAUUCAAAGAGUCGAAAGAGUUGUGGGAAUCGGCUUUCAACCAGGGCUAGAUGUGCCUAAGAUUGUUAGUGCAUCUCAGGCUGGUGACAUUCAGUUCCUAGAUAUUAGAAAUCACAGCGAUGCGUACCUCACAAUUGAUGCUCACAGGGGAUCACUUACAGCCUUAGCUGUUCACCGGCAUGCUCCAAUCAUAGCCAGUGGUUCUGCAAAGCAGCUUAUUAAAGUCUUCAGUUUAGAAGGCGAACAACUAGGCACCAUUCGCUACCAUCCAACAUUCAUGGCUCAAAAGAUUGGACCAGUUAGCUCUCUGACAUUCCAUCCUUAUCAAGUACUGCUUGCUGCGGGUGCUGCAGAUCCUUUUGUCACCUUAUAUGCUGAUGACAAUAAUCCUGCACGAUAAACCAUGUGCAGUAGCCGAAGCCGAAGGCUAUGGCUUUGUUAAGAUUAAACAUGGGUGAUAUGAUUGAGAUUUAAGUUGAAGUUGCAAAUGGGUUUGUGUGUUAUUUUCAGGAAGAAGAUGGUCGGUGCUUCAGUUGUGUUACUAUCAUCUUAUACCGAGUAUAAAGGGAGUUGUGGAGGUUGGCGUAUGGAGUUGGAUUUUUCAGUUGCAAAUUCAUUAGCCCCCCUGUGUAAAUUUCGAGCGAGAUGGAAAAGAGUCCAUUAUUUCCAGGGAGGCUUUGGCUAAUAAGCUUGCUAUAUAGGUAACGACGGUGUAAAUAUAUAAAUGCCUUUGUGUCUUUGUUGAAGGUUUGUUAUUAAAUGUGUUUUUAGUUUUUACAAUUCCUGAAGAGGGAGGGGUUUUGUAAUGGGUUUCCGUUGUUACAAAUUUGUAGCAUUUUACAAGCAAGCAUUCAUAGGGGGGACAGUGGAACUGGGGUGAUUGACCCGAACGGUUCCAGUAGCUGAGGGAGUGGUGUUUAUGCAUAUUUAUGCUUGUAUUUGCUGAUUAACGAGUGAAAACUAGUCUUAGAGAGAGAUGCUUCAACUCCCCAACAUUUAAGAUCUUGUACAUAGAAUUUCUUUAAUUUGUCAAUUCCCAAGUAUUCAACUCU
This is a messenger RNA of Spinacia oleracea (spinach), 5288 nucleotides long. RefSeq names its product regulatory-associated protein of TOR 1. Gene Ontology annotation, molecular function: protein binding; protein-macromolecule adaptor activity. Bases 536 to 4636 code for a protein of 1366 amino acids. Gene Ontology annotation, biological process: regulation of autophagy; cellular response to amino acid stimulus; TOR signaling. Gene Ontology annotation, cellular component: TORC1 complex; cytoplasm. The transcript is spliced from 23 exons. The record is from RefSeq and is a predicted model, not a curated record. NCBI's taxonomy places the organism in Eukaryota, Viridiplantae, Streptophyta, Magnoliopsida, Caryophyllales, Amaranthaceae.